Exophiala aquamarina CBS 119918 is the source of this 1263-nucleotide messenger RNA. RefSeq lists its product as uncharacterized. The transcript is spliced from 2 exons. Bases 1 to 1263 code for a protein of 420 amino acids. The record is from RefSeq and is a predicted model, not a curated record. NCBI's taxonomy places the organism in Eukaryota, Fungi, Ascomycota, Eurotiomycetes, Chaetothyriales, Herpotrichiellaceae.
AUGGACGGCCAUCGCAAGCUCUUUAUAGAGUGGACCCAAAGUGAUCCAGUCGCACUCCUCGUAGGCGGAUCGAUUGGCGCACCUAUCAGAUAUCGGCUUCCUCGUGACUUCCUUCGACGACGGUCACGGGAAUUUCGCACACUACUCCAGCUCCAUCAAGAAGAUUCGGAACCAAUCGAGCUCCCUGACACCCGAGUUUCGACGUUUGGGGAUUUCAUCAUCUGGACGCUCAGAGAUCGGCCGGAGAUUGAUAAAGGUGCGACAUUCGAGGAGGUAGUUCGACUUGGAAUCUUCGCCUGGAAAUACCAAAUAUCCUCCCUGAGCAACCAGGUAACAGACAAGAUCCGUGCCAAUAUAGCCAGCUGCGAGUGGCCACUCCAAGCUUCGAUUGUGGAUGAUAUCUACGAGGCAGUUCCGAGUAAAUGUCCGCUGAGAGAAGUGGUUCGCACCGCUUUAGGACAAUUGCCACGACCAAAUGCGGAAGGGGAAGUAUUGAAAGAUGAUUGGAAGGCCACUUUCUUGAAGCAUGCGGAGCUUGGAUGGGACUAUAUUCAGGCUGGGGCUACAGAAUGGGCAAAAAAAGAUUAUCUUACCGAUGCGUGCAGGUUUCAUGAUCACCAAGAUGUUUCUCACCGCGAGCCGUUUGCUUAUUGCGACGGCUGUCCCUUUGCCUAUGAGGACUGUUAUCCAGAUGAACCACAAGAGGAACCCCCCAAGCCCAUCAAUGGUUUUCGGAUUGUAGAGACGGGAGAUGAAACAGCCACCAACCAGGGUAUUCCAACAGAGGACGCUUCAACCAGUGGAACCGCUGUUGUCAGGGUCGAAGUGCGUGCCGGGGGGGAAUCACAAGACACCGGGGCGAACGGCUUGCAGGGGCCGCACACACAGACUCCGAAACUAAAUGGCAUUACCUCGAAGGAAGGACUUUCUGAAUCCGGCAACGAUGCCGCGGAAACCCAUAUGGAGCUUUCCGUUAACGGAGCUGAGCAAUUUCAGGAGGUAACAAUCGACGAUGUCGAUAAGAUGGAAAAGUCGGAUUCGAUCGCCGAUGUCGAAGGCACAACCGUGACUUCUGAUGGACCUGGUGACGAACCCAGCAGCUAUAAAGAGACUGAAUCAGUUAUCGAGGAGGGAGAUGAGAAAGCUGAUGUAAAGAUUGAGGACAGCAAGGUGGGCGAUGAGGCUGCGGGCGGCAAGACGACACCCGAGUCGAAGCCCAAGGUGAGAAAACCCAAGGUGAAGAAGCGCAGCAGCAAGGCAUGA